UAUGGGUGCAUCAGUGAUCUGGCUGCUCCCCUCAAGAUCCAGUAACUUGACAGGGGCCCUCUUAGGUGCAGGGCCUGAUUUGGGGGAUUGGGCGAAUUGGCCUAAAGCUGGCCCUGAAGAUUUCUAUCCUCACUCUGACACUGGUGCAGUGCCCAAGAAACUGAGGCGCACACACGGGGUUGCAAUGAGGGAAUCAUCACAUAAGAGAGUGAACACAAUCCCCACUACAUCACACACCCUAAAUUAAUGUUGCUUUAAACUAUCUUUCAAAACUUGUUUGCCAUAAAUGAGUACACUGUCACCUUGAAAGUGCAGGCCUUUAUAUUUCCCGUCUCUGAGCAACUAUUCAAGGCUGCUUUAAAGGGAUUUUUGAUGUGCAUGUAUUAUUUUUCCUUACAGUUUCUCUGAGGAGCAGAAGUAUGGGAUGAGAUGGAGGAAGUAGUUUUCAUGCUUUAUGUUUAUGCUCCAGUGAUACUGAAUGGCUGAAGCCUGGAACUGAAUGAUUGAUGGCUAUAUCAUCAUUCUGAUAUUCAUUUAGUCACCACCAUGGGUCACUGGGGAAAAAACACUAUUUUAGUUUGUCACCCAUAUUUAAAAUAAACUUCUGGAAUAAUUUGAUUUCUCAGAGCGAGACUACAAACUGACCUGACACGAAUACACAAACUCAUAAAAUAAAAACAAAAAAUUGGAAGCCCUGGUAUUCUUGUUUAUGUGAGAGCGGAACCAUAUCAAAAUGUGUAGAGCCCCUUUUAAAAGGGGAGUAGUUGAAAAGUGUCCAGCGCAUCAUGAAUAACCAUGCUGCUGGCUUAGGAGGGAUAAUUCGCUAAGCUGCGAAACAGACGUCGCAACUUGAGAGAAAAUUUGUAUGAUCAAAGAUUAUGUUUGUAGCUUUUUGCUUUUUUUUUCUUACUGAUUCUUAGAAGAGUUUCUGUGUUAUGGGUGUAGAGAAGUGUCUUAAUGAUGCACCAUCUUCAAUUUUCCAAGGUUAUUGUGCAUGGGAAGUAGAUUAGGUAGUGAAUGCAAAGUAUUAACUAUAGUUGUGUUUCUUCUGUGGAGUAAACAAGGUCUGGUAAUAUUUUAUUGGUUUUUGGAAAGCAAUCAUAACUGUGUGAUUUGAAACAAUAUGCCAGAAUUAUGAGAAUUUGUAUUACUGCUUUAUCAUUCAUAGGUUUUUGUUAUAACUUAUCUGGGAACCUUGAGGGUAGAUGAGGUAUAGAGAUCAGGACUGGGUUCUCAGAUCAUAGCUAUUCUAAGUUAAUGUACAUUUUAUAGCUAUCCUUGAUAGUGACAGUUGUCUCUUCCUCAGCCUUGGUGUUCUGGGCUUUAGAUGGUGGAUAACGCCUCUGUCUGGUUUCUAGCCUGGGAAAAGGGGAUUUUAUGUCUAAUAUAAAAAAGCUGAUGCUGGUUCCUGGUUGCAGGCCAAGUUGACCAAGAAGUCCCUUCACAACCACGUUCUUACCUACUGGAAACUUCUAUAGAACAGGAAGGUGCAGGGACUGGUAGAGAUGAUCUCCUUCAGGCAAUUGCCGCUUGAAGCAAAGGCUACAGUGGCUGCUGGUGUUGUCUUCGUCUUCAUGAUGAUAUCCCGGACCUUCCUGGCAGAGCGACUUGAAUUCAGUACACGGAGGUGGCUGCAGAGAUUACAGAUGGCACUGUUUGUUAAUGCACUGAUGCUCAUAGGUUCUCUUCAUAUCUGGAGAUGUAUAGUGACCACAUUCUACAGGCUUUCAGCUGCCAGCUCCUAUUGUUUCAUGCCAUGGAAAAUAGCUGUACUCAUGUUUCUAGCCUUGGCACACUCAAGCUUUUUUACACUGUUGUUUCUUAUCGCAGAAGAGCCCAGUUUCUUUUCCUUAGCUUCUUACACAUGUCUAGGAGCCUAUAUAAUCCUUGUUUUCUUUCUCUUUGCUUUGGGCACUGUAGAACAAGUUUAUAAGCUCUUGAUCAGGAGGGGUGCUCAGACAAGUGGUGUCCAUAAGAGUAGUAAAACUAUGAUUAAGCCUAUUCUGGCUGUCAUGGUAACAAUUGCACUGACUACUGUUGGGUUGUUGAAUGCCUCCCAACCUCCUGCAGUGACCACAGUGGAGAUUCCUAUUCACAAACUGCCUUUGUCCAUGGAUGGCCUAAAGGUGGUGAUGAUAUGCGAUAUCCAUCUGGGACCCACUGUAGGGAAGACUAAACUUGGAAUGGUAGUGAAGAUGGUCAAAGCUUUAAAACCAGAUAUCACUGUGAUUGUAGGUGAUCUAUCAGAUUCUGAAGUGAUGGCCAUCCGCCCUGCUGUCGAAUCUCUUAGUGAGCUUAAUUCCCCAUUGGGAACUUACUUUGUCACUGGAAACCAUGAGUAUUAUACUUCUGAUGUCAACAAUUGGUUUGAGUUGCUGAAGUCAUUUAAUAUUCGUCCACUCCACAAUGAGAAUGUGAAGAUCUCUUCUCCAAGGAGCAGCAUUGAUUGGUUCUGUUUGGCUGGCGUUGAUGAUAUUGAAGCUCAGAUGUUGCGCUAUUCUGGUCACGGCAUGGAUUUAAAAAAAGCUUUAAGUAACUGUAGUGCUGAUCAUGCAAUAGUACUUCUGGCUCAUCAGCCAUUGGCUGCAAAAUGGGCUCUCCAUGAACGGCCAGACAUAAACUUGGUCCUUUCUGGCCACACUCACGGUGGGCAAAUAUUCCCUCUGAAUGCUGGUGCCUAUUUACUGAAUCCCUUCUUCGUUGGCUUGUAUAAAUUGGGACAGAGCUCUUUCAUAUAUGUCAGCCCGGGGACUAUGUAUUAUGGAAUUCCAAUGAGGCUGGGUAGCAGAGCUGAAAUAACGGAGAUCAUCCUGCGCUCUCCCUGAAUGGUUUGCCAGCUUGAAAAUGUUGUAUCUUCUAUCAGCCAGUAGAACUGACUCUGAUAUGCACAAGUCCCUGAGCCAAGUCCAUCCGCGAUAUAACACUGGGGAAGUUGGUGAGGUUAGAACAGCGAUGGACUUGGCUUUGUAAGCUGAUGCUGCUCCUUCUGCAGAUAGCACUGUUUCUUCCACCAUCUUGUAGGCUUAUCAAACACCCAUGACAGAUGACUGGAAGUGAUCCAUAAGUCAAUUAGAUGUGUUCAUUGUGCUGUUAAGAUGCCUCAUUGAAAAGUUAUCGCCAUGGCAUUGGUGUUUCAUUUUAAGUUUGCUUACUGUGUGUAUUCAAUAUUUUGUAAUCUGUCAUUGGCUCACAUUCUACUUGAUUCUUGCCAUCUGAUGGAGUGCUGCCUAAUUCCUAAUGGUGCACAGUUUGUCCACUGGGAGAUGUGGUAAAACUGAUGUAAAUUUUCCCCCGUGUGCUCUACAAAGUCUUCAUUC
Molecule: messenger RNA, 3317 nt
Organism: Pelodiscus sinensis (Chinese soft-shelled turtle)
Lineage: Eukaryota; Metazoa; Chordata; Testudines; Trionychidae
Source: RefSeq, a predicted model, not a curated record